Molecule: messenger RNA, 1395 nt
Organism: Odontomachus brunneus
Lineage: Eukaryota; Metazoa; Arthropoda; Insecta; Hymenoptera; Formicidae
Gene: Prosbeta2
Product: proteasome subunit beta type-7
Exons: 4
Coding region: 127-960 (277 amino acids)
Cellular component (GO): proteasome core complex
Molecular function (GO): threonine-type endopeptidase activity
Source: RefSeq, a predicted model, not a curated record
CACGGAGGCAAUGCUUCACGUAUCGCCACGCGAGGUCUCCAGAGUCAACUCAGAAUUUGUCUACGACUCCUGCGGAUCACUGCAGAACCUUAAUUGUCAUCGCUGAUAUUUGGGCAAAAGCAAGUUAUGAGUUCGAUACUCGUGCCGGAAAUUCCACCAGCGGGCUUUUCUUUUGAUCUCUGUCAAAGGAACAAUGCACUGAUCAAGAAAGGCUUUGCUGCUCCAAAAGUAGUAAAGACAGGCACCACCAUUGCUGGUAUAGUAUACAAGGAUGGUGUUAUUCUUGGUGGUGACACGAGAGCCACCGAAGAUACCAUCGUGGCUGACAAAUACAGCUUGAAGAUUCAUUAUCUGGCUCCUAAUAUGUACUGCUGCGGAGCAGGCACUGCAGCUGAUACUGAGAUGACUACUGAGUUGAUAGCUAGCCAAUUGGAGCUGCACCGUCUAAACACUGGCCGUGUUGUUCCUGUAUGUACUGCCAAUACAAUGAUAAAGCAGAUGUUGUUCCGUUAUCAAGGCCAUAUCGGUGCUGCCCUUGUAUUGGGUGGCUUUGAUCUCGAUGGUCCUCAGUUAUAUUGCAUUUAUCCUCAUGGCUCUACUGAGAAACAAAAGUAUACUACCAUGGGAUCUGGCUCAUUGGCUGCCAUGGCAGUCUUUGAGAGCAGAUGGAAACCAGAUCUAUCGGAGGAAGAGGCGAAACGAUUGGUGGCGGAUGCAAUUCGCGCCGGUGUAUUCAACGACUUGGCGUCCGGCUCGAACGUGGAUCUUUGCAUAAUCCGCAAGAGCGGUGUUGAAUAUCUGCGGCCGUACGAUACUGCUAGCGUGAAGGGUGAACGGCAGUUCAAUUAUCGCUACAAACCUGGCACCACUGCGGUACUCAGCAAGAAGAUUAUUCCGAUCGUCGUGGAGGAGGAGCAUGUGCGCACUAUUAGAGAGGAACCGAUGGACACCUCUUCAUGAAGAAGUUUUUUUUAACUUAAUUCGGUGUUUUUAGUUCUAAGUUUAAUUCGUAAAUGAUUUUUGAAGGCGAGUGAAGUCUCGUAAAGUCCGGGCGUAUAUUUCUAAUAAAGGUCGUCGAGAUCACGCAAAACAAAAAUGUACGAUUUUUAGGUUCUAAUUUUUCGAAAAAAGAUGAACUACGAUAAAGAGCUAAUUAAAAUCGACGAAUAUUAAUGACAAAAACGAAAAUGUACGAUUUUUAAGUUCUAGUUUUUCGAACAAAGAUGAACUACGAUAAAGAGCUAAUUAAAAUCGAAGAAUAUUAAUGACAAGUAUUACAAGCCGCACUUUAAGAGAAAGAUGUAGGACAGCUUGCGAAAGUAUCAAUAAUUUUCAAACCGAAAGCGAUAAAAAAAUGUAAUAUUCUCGGGAAAAAUAUUAAAUAUUAGAAAAGUC